AUGCGAAAAUCGUUACUGGAUUUUGUUUACAUCUCGUUCGAAUUUCGAUUAGAAUUUCGUUUGGGAAAACUGUAUUGAAUUACUGGAUUUCUGUUGAAUAUUCUUAAUAUUAUUGCGACACGAAUUAAAAUAUAACAUUACAAAAAUUCGCUUUGCCCAUAAAAGUGUACUAGUACUAUUAUGUAUGUGGCCCAAGAUGUUGCUGUUAAAUUUCAAUAUUUUAAUUAUUUUUACAUUAGUGAAUAGUGGUGAAUUACCAAUAUUUCAUUCACCAGUUCAACCAAUCAUGCAAACAUAUUUGACACAAAAAGCUUUGUCUUCAACCGAAAAACCUCAAUCGACACCACCAGCACCAACAACUGUAAAUUCAUAUGUGGACAACAAACUGCAUUUUCCAACUGACAAACCUGAAUCAUUACCACCAGCAGCAUCAACAUUAUUAUCCCCAGAUAACAACAGAUCGAAAGAGAUUUUGAUACUAGGUUUAUUUGAUGCAGCGUUGAAUAUUGAUAGGUCAAUGCAUAGCUUAAUAGCACAAGACUCAAAAUCUGAUGGAAAUAUCAUCAUAUCACCGAUAAGUAUUGCUGCUGCCAUGUCACUUAUUCUUUUGGGUGCUGGUGGCGAAACAAAAACAGAAAUCGGUAAACUAUUUGGUUACGAUGAGAACACGUUACUUCAUGCAAUUGACAAUAACAACCAAAAUUACAAGGAUUUAGGCAUGUUGUUAAAUUACUUUCAAUAUAGCUCAACAGAAACUUUGGGUACAAGAGUAAACCUUGCCAAAGCAGUUUUCAUUCAAAAUGGCUAUAAUGUUUUACAAAAUUAUAAAACAUUAGCUAAAGAAUAUUUAAAUAGUGAAAUAAUAACAGUUGAUUUCAGUAAAGAAGGGCCAAAUGCACAACAAACUAUAAAUAAAUGGGUAUCAAUUCAAACAAAUGGAAAAAUCAAUGAUAUUAUGCCCAAUAUUCCUAUUCCUGAAACAAAGACUAUUAUUACAAGUGCUUUAUACUUCACUGGCGAAUGGGAAACCCCAUUUUUUGUUAACUAUACCAGAAUAAAACCAUUUUAUUUUAAAUCAAACAUUGGUGAUAAAAAUGCACAAGAUAUUAUUUACAUUCCGAUGAUGAUGGGCAGUAGCGAUAUAUUAUACCAUAAAAAUGAAGAUUUAGGAUUUUCAGCCAUGGGAUUACCUUACAAGGGCAAUAAAUUUGUAUCAUAUUUUGUACUUCCUGAUUUAAAUGUUAAUUUGAGAGAUUUAGUUAAUAAAAUGGAUGGCAAAAUACUUCAAAACAUAACUAGAAAUACAAUACCUUUAGAAUUUACAUACUUUGUGCCUAAAAUGACUCUGAAGUCAUUUACUAACCUCAGGCCCGCUUUACAGAAUUUGGGUGUAAACAAAAUAUUUGAUAUUUCAAAAGCUGAUUUUUCAAAUUUUACAUCUAAUUCUGAUUCUUUCAUUAAUGAUAUUUUACAUAAAGUAGAAAUAAUUAUUGAUGAAAUUGGUACAAUUGCAUCAGCAGCAACUACAGUAAUUAUAUCAAGAGGUGGCCAACCACCUUUCAAUGUUAACAGACCUUUUAUAUAUUUUAUACAUCAUGUUGAAAGUGAUACAAUAAUAUUUUGGAGUACUGUCUAUAAACCUACACCAUAUACAAUCACACCACCAUUACCACUACCAAAUUCAUAUCGUUAUAGAAAACAUUAAACUCUUUAAGUGUAAAUAAUUAAAUUAUUAUUAAUUUUUUUUUAUUA
Messenger RNA from Sipha flava (yellow sugarcane aphid), 1752 nucleotides. Its product is annotated as leukocyte elastase inhibitor-like. The record is from RefSeq and is a predicted model, not a curated record. Gene Ontology annotation, molecular function: serine-type endopeptidase inhibitor activity. Lineage: Eukaryota; Metazoa; Arthropoda; Insecta; Hemiptera; Aphididae. Bases 185 to 1705 code for a protein of 506 amino acids. The transcript is spliced from 7 exons.